UGUGAGCCACUGUGCUUGGCCUUUGGGUUUAUUUUUGAGACAGAGUUUUACUCUGCUCAGGCUAGAGUGCAGUGGUGCAAUCUUGGUUCACUGCAGCCUCCACUUCCUGGGUUCCAAGUGAUUCUCCUGCCUCAGCCUCCGAAGUAGCUAGGACUACACUGGCUAAUUUCUUGUGCUUUUAAUAGAGACAGGGUUUCACCAUGUUGACCAGGCUGGUCUCGAACUCCUGACCUCAGGUGAUCUGCCCACCUCCGCCUCCCAAAGUGCUGGGAUUAUAGGUGUGAGCCACUGCGCCCAGGCUUCUUUCUCCAUCUGAAAAUUAUCUCAAUAAGAAAAAACAAUAUGGCUGGGUGAGGUGGCUCACACCUGUAAUCCCAGCACUUUGGGAGGCUGAGGCGGGCGGAUCACCUGAGGUCAGGAGUUCGAGAUCAGCAUGACCAACAUGGAUAAACCCCGUCUGUAUUAAAAAUACAAAACUAGCUGUCGUGGUGGCGCACACCUGUAAUCCCAGCUACACAGGAGGCUGAGGCAGGAGAAUUGCUUGAACUGGGCAGGUAGAGGUUUCGGUGAGCCGAGAUGGCACCACUGCACUCCAACCUGGGCAACGAGUGAAACUCCAUCUCCAAAAACAAAAAAAAAAGAGAAAAACCACAACAUAAUCAUCGAGGGAGUCCCACCGAUGGAUGGAGCUCAGGUCAUUUCCAGUCUUUCCUAACAGGAAGGCAUCGGAUCCCCUGUGCUCUCGAGCAGCUGCUCAUCCAAAGAGCUGUUAGCAGUUUACACCCACACCAACAGCACAGGGUGCGCAUGGGUCACACACCUGUGUGAGGGUUUUCUGAUUUUCCCCCAUCUUGUGGGUGCUUAGGGUCAAGCGCCCCUUCGGACAGCCACUAGCUGUUUGCUUGUUUUUGCAUUCGAAGCUAGGGGAACCGCCUUAAACUUAAAGCACCCAUCUCUCCUCACCGAGCCAAGUGGGAGGGGUUCUGACGAGCUCCCCUGUACCUGUGAGGGGACUGGGCUCACAGGGCUGAGUGCAGACACCUCCAGAGCCCGCAUCUCACUGUCUGCAUCGUGCUAGACCUUACCAUGACCUGGAUGGCCUCCAUCACCCUGUGGGCUUUGACACGCUCACAUCCCCAGGAAGGGGCUACAGUUAUGGGGGUCUCAGUUGGCCUUCCCAAGACAGGCAUCCCUGCCCCCUUGUGUCCCCACCCUUGGCUUUCCCUAGGCCUCUCCCUUUUCCUGUUUUGAAGUUGGCUCAGCCAGGCCCGGAGACAGGGGCAUGAUGUCCUAAUCCUCCAGGCGGAAGCCACCAAGGAGGGUUCCUGUGGACUUGCUCCCUGCCAAGUCACCCUUCCCAGCACUUGCAUCCAUCCCACCUGGCACAGGACACAUGUGGGGAUUCCUGAGUCCCAGCACCCUGACUUAGUGGGGAGGGACUCCACUGGGGGACCCAUGAAGCCCCUGACUCCCGCUCCAGGCAGCAGGCCGGGGUGAACCCCCGCCCUGGCUGCCAGUAUAGCACUCGUAAAUCAGGGGGUGUCUGGGGUGUCGGAAAUGGGUGUGUGGAACGUCGGGGUGGGGUGGGCUGGGGGUGAGCCCUUAUUUCUUAGAAGGGCGGGGUGUGGAGCAGGAGUGGAUGCCUGGAUUCCAGGGCGUAGGAGAUAAGCUGGUGCAGACGUGGGGCCCUCUGGCCGCAGGGGCCGGCAGUGAAGCGGUUAGCUCCCAGCCCCAGCAGGGCAUAAAUUUGGGGCACACCUCCCACCCUCAGGACCUGCCCAUCACAAUGGCUGUAGGGAAGGUCCUUCUGGGCUCUUUGCUGCUCCUGUCCCUGCAUCUGGGACAGGGCUGGGACCCUGAUGCCCGUGGGGCUCCUGUGGCCAAUGGAGAGUUCUCGUCUGAGCAGGUGGCAGAGGCUGGAGGAACCUGGCUGGCCACUCACCGACCCCUCACCCGCCUGCGCCGAGCCCCGUCCGGUCCGUGCCAGCUGUGGAGCCUGACUCUGUCGGUGGCAGAGCUGGGCCUGGGCUAUGCAUCCGAGGAGAAGGUCAUCUUCCGCUACUGCGCCGGCAGCUGCCCCCGGGGUGCCCGCACCCAGCACGGCCUGGCACUGGCCCGGCUGCAAGGCCAGGGGAAAGCUCACGGCGGGCCCUGCUGCCAGCCCACCCACUACGAUGACGUGGCCUUCCUUGACGACCACCACCGCUGGCAGUGGCUGCCCCAGCUCUCGGCAGCUGCCUGCAGCUGUGUCGGCUGAGGGUGCCCAGUCUGGUACCCAGGAGCUGCAGUAUUGGGGAAGCUUGGCUGAGUUCUUUAUUGGAGACCUGGAUGCAGAGACGAGGAUGGGAGUGGGCUGGGGCGACCAGCAAUGAGUGCAAUAAAGGACACCACUCUCCUGGC
Callithrix jacchus (white-tufted-ear marmoset) is the source of this 2400-nucleotide messenger RNA. RefSeq names its product persephin (gene PSPN). Lineage: Eukaryota; Metazoa; Chordata; Mammalia; Primates; Cebidae. Gene Ontology annotation, molecular function: growth factor activity; receptor tyrosine kinase binding; glial cell-derived neurotrophic factor receptor binding. The record is from RefSeq and is a predicted model, not a curated record.